AUGCAAUUCAAGAAAACAAUUAUCGUUGCUGCUGCUGCAUCUCUUGUCCAAGCUGAAGAAGUUCACUUGAGAGUCAAGUCCGACAAUUCUGAAAUCAAUGGCAAUUCUCUUGGUUUCCCACACUCCGGUGCAGGUAUUAACUAUGCCUUCUUGGGCACCAGUGGCCAAACACAGGCAUUGGAUUAUGACGAAUCUGAAGGUACUCUAAAGGGUUCCGAAACAGGCUCCUUCCCACAAGUCUUGGGUGUUUCCGGCCACUUUGUCGACCUUGGUGUCCUUGAUCCAAAUGGUAAGUGGAGCUUCGAAGGUAACACCUUACAAUUCAAUGGUACUGCAGACAACUUCUAUGCUUGUAAGAACACCGGUGACCCAUACAACUACUCCUCCAGAUCUUACCAAUUAGUUCACUACAAGGCAGACGCUCCAGAAGGUUGUCUAUCCUUGACCUUAGUCAAGGAUGGAGAAUCUCCUUCAGGCAGCUCAACUACAGCAAGACCAACUUCAACCGCAGGCCCAUCGUCCUCCUUAGUUCCAACUGAUUCUGUCUCAAGUGCUACCUUCAUCGACGGUGCUGCCCAAUACGCUCCAGGUGCUUUUGCAGUCGCUGCAGGUUUUGUUGCUGCUCUCUUAUAA
This is a messenger RNA of Pichia kudriavzevii, 633 nucleotides long. RefSeq lists its product as uncharacterized. The transcript has a single exon. The coding region runs from base 1 to 633 and encodes 210 amino acids. NCBI's taxonomy places the organism in Eukaryota, Fungi, Ascomycota, Pichiomycetes, Pichiales, Pichiaceae. The record is from RefSeq and is a predicted model, not a curated record.